Messenger RNA from Frankliniella occidentalis (western flower thrips), 2019 nucleotides. RefSeq names its product apyrase-like. Bases 78 to 1817 code for a protein of 579 amino acids. The transcript has 9 exons. The record is from RefSeq and is a predicted model, not a curated record. Gene Ontology annotation, cellular component: plasma membrane. NCBI's taxonomy places the organism in Eukaryota, Metazoa, Arthropoda, Insecta, Thysanoptera, Thripidae. Gene Ontology annotation, molecular function: 5'-nucleotidase activity. Gene Ontology annotation, biological process: AMP catabolic process.
GCGCUCUCGCGUUUACGACGUCGCCAAACUCGUCCGUGCUGCGGCCGGCAGGGCUCAGUGAGCGGCCGGAGUUAGAGAUGCCCAGGACGGCGACGACGGCGAGCCCGAGGAUGCUGACGCUGCUGACGGCGGCCGCGGCGCUGCUGCUGCUGGCCCCGGCGCCGCACCUGCGCGCCGUGCACGCCCUGGAUACGGUGCGGGCGGCCGCACCGCUCCGCCUCCAGAUCGUGCACCUCAACGACUUCCACGCCCGCUUCGAGCCCGUCUCCCCCAAGGCCAGCGAGUGCAAGGCCGGCGACCGCUGCAUCGGCGGCCUGCCGCGGGUGGCGGCCGCCAUCGGCGACCUGGUCAAGCGCAACCCCAACGCGCUCGUGCUCAACGGCGGCGACAACUUCCAGGGCACGCUGUGGUACUCGCUCUUCCGCUGGAACGCCACGGCCCACUUCAUGCGGGAGCUGCCCUGGGACGCACUGACGAUUGGCAACCACGAGUUCGACCACGGGAUCGACGGUCUGACGCCGUUCCUCGAGCACAUGAAGGAGUUCCCCUUUGUGAUCGCGAACAUGGACGACUCGGCCGAGGAGCGUAUGAAGGGCCUGUGGACGCCGUCGGUCGUCGUGGAGAAGGACGGCCACCGCAUCGGCAUCGUGGGCUACAUCUGGAAGGACACGCCGACCAUCGCCCAGACGGAGAAGCUCCGGUUCACCGACGAGCUGGAGGCGCUGGACCGGGAGGCGGCCAAGCUCAAGGCCGAGGGCGUGGACAUCAUCGUGGGCCUCUCGCACGCCGGCAUCGAGGUCGACCUGGACGUGGCCGCCAAGACCAAGUACGCCGACGUGAUCGUGGGCGCGCACUCGCACACCCUGCUGUACAACGGCACGGCCCCGGACGGCGAGAAGCCCUACGGCCCGUACCCGGAGGCUGUGCGGCAGGCCUCGGGCCGGACCGUGCUCGUCGUCCAGGCCUCGGCCUACACCAAGUUCCUCGGCAACCUCGAGGUGCAGUUCGACGACGAGGGCGAGGUGGGGUCCUGGGGUGGCCAGCCCAUCUAUUUGGACGCCGAUAUGCCAGAGGACCAGGCGAUGGUGGAAGAGAUGAAGCCCUGGAAGGCUGAGGUGGAGGCGCAGGGCUCCGUGGUCGUGGGAAGCACGCUCGUCGAGCUCGACAAGCUCGCCCACGACUGCUACAGCGGCGAGUGCACCCUGGGCAACUUCGUGGCCGACGCCAUGGUCCAUCACUACGUCGGGAAGGGUCCGGAGGGCACCUGGACGGCGGCCUCCAUCGCCUUCAUCAACGCGGGCGGGCUGCGCACCAACAUCGCUCCAGGCAACAUCACGUACGGCGACCUAGUGGCCGCGCAGCCCUUCGAGAACUCUGUGGACCUGGUGGACAUCCAGGGCCGCUACCUGCUGGACACCCUCGAGGACACGAUGGACACCCUCACGCUGCUGCAGUGGAGCGGGCUCCGCGUGGAGUACGACUACGGCAAGCCGGCCAGACAACGAGUCGUCCGCGCCGAGGUGCUGUGCGCCGCGUGCUCCAUCCCCGAGUACCGGCCCAUCCGGGACGACGACGUCUACACCAUCGCCGCGCCGUCCUUCAUCAUCGAAGGCGGCGACAACUUCAUCACGUUCCAGACCAAGCUGACAAACCGUAGGAAGGGGCCCGUGGACAUGGACGUGUUCCAGGCGUACCUCGGUACGCACAGCCCGCUCGUCACGGAGCUCGAGGGUAGAAUCCGCAUCCUGAACAAGCAGGCCCACCAGGAGGCUCUGCACGCCGGGCGCCAUCGGCGACCACGCACGCUCUUCUACUAGAGAGAGGAAGAGAGACAGAGAGAGAGAGAGAGAGGGAGAGAGCGGGGGGCGGGAGGGGGGGGGGCGAAGAGCACACUCGCUAAAGCGGAAGCUGUCGUUUAUUAUAAUUAAGUUGGGAACGGCUUGAACACAAGUAACAGCCCCACCAAGGCAGUAGAGGCCGUGAAUGAAUACACAGUAUUAAAGACAAUCUUAAAGCUAA